AACUAUCCUUGAUUCUCACGUUACGAGUUCGUUCUGUGUCGUACUGCGCAAUUCACUAUUGGCAUUUCCUUCGAGCCACCAAAUAUCUUUUCGCCCCUUCACAUAAGCUUAAGUCAUGGCUCCCUCCUCUCAGGCCGCUCAGCGGAUAGAGGAAGCUCGAGCACUCGCAAAGAAAGAUGCUUCGCAAGCGGCAUCUAUCUACAAAGAGGUCCUUGCCCAAGGCCCGGGAUCUACCGAAAGCUCGUCGCGUGAUUACGAAAAUGCUUUGGUCGGGCUGGGAGAGCUCUACCGGGACGAGAAGAAGCCGCAGGAGAUCGCAGAACUGAUCAAAACAAGUCGGGAUUCUUUUUCAUCAUUCGCCAAAGCAAAGACAGCAAAGCUCGUUCGCCAGUUGCUCGAUUUGUUUAGUGAGAUUCCGAACACCCUCGAUAUUCAGAUUGCCGUCAUCCGAUCUUGCAUUGAAUGGGCCGUCGCCGAGCGACGAUCCUUUCUACGGCAGAACCUCGAGACUAGGUUGGUGGCGAUAUUCAUGCAGAAGCAAAGCUAUUAUGACGCUUUAAACCUGAUCAACUCACUUCUCCGAGAACUGAAGCGGCUCGACGACAAGCUUAUGCUAGUUGAGGUGCAGCUAUUGGAAUCGCGGGUAUACCAUGCACUUGGCAACCAGGCUAAGGCGCGUGCUGCGCUGACGGCCGCUCGCACUUCGGCCGCUUCUGUCUACACACCUCCGAAUCUGCAGGCUGGUUUGGAUAUGCAGAGUGGUAUGCUGCACGCCGAGGAUAAAGAUUUCAACACCUCAUACUCUUACUUUAUUGAGGCCCUAGAAGGCUACAGCUCGCUGGACGAAGGAGAGAAGGCGACAGCAGCGCUGCAAUACAUGCUCCUCUGCAAGAUAAUGCUGAAUCUGGUGGACGAUGUCACAACCCUACUGGGCUCUAAACAGGCCCAGAAAUACGCCAGUCCGCGACUUGAGGCGAUGAAAGCAGUUGCGCGCGCUCAUGCAAACCGUUCGCUUGAAGAGUACGAAAAAGCGCUCUCGGAUUACCGGUUUGAACUAGGAAGUGAUGCCUUCAUCCGUAACCACCUCCGCCGACUUUACGACGCCAUGCUGGAACAGAACCUUAUCAAGGUCAUCGAACCGUUCAGCCGUGUUGAAUUAGACCAUAUUGCUAAGAUGGUGGGUUUGGAUACACAGCAGGUGGAGAGAAAGCUCUCACAAAUGAUCCUGGACAAGGUGAUCAUUGGAGUGUUAGACCAGGGCGCCGGAUGCUUGAUCGUUUACGACGAGACUGAGCGUGAUCAGGCUUACGAUGCGGCACUGGAAACCAUUGCGAGACUAAGUAAUGUUGUGGAGUCGCUGUACACUAACCAGGCAUCGCAACUGGAGUAAGGCUAUCUAGACGUUUCGUGGGAUCUUUUGUUUCUGUACUCCAGAAAUGACA
Messenger RNA from Aspergillus nidulans FGSC A4, 1442 nucleotides. RefSeq names its product proteasome regulatory particle lid subunit RPN6. Bases 116 to 1390 code for a protein of 424 amino acids. The transcript has 2 exons. The record is from RefSeq and is a predicted model, not a curated record. Gene Ontology annotation, biological process: proteasome-mediated ubiquitin-dependent protein catabolic process; ubiquitin-dependent protein catabolic process; proteasome assembly. Gene Ontology annotation, cellular component: proteasome regulatory particle, lid subcomplex; proteasome complex; proteasome storage granule. Gene Ontology annotation, molecular function: structural molecule activity. Lineage: Eukaryota; Fungi; Ascomycota; Eurotiomycetes; Eurotiales; Aspergillaceae.